UUUCUUCGGUGGGUGGCGCCUAAGGGGUUGAGUCACGCAGCUGUCAAAGAUAGCUGUCACCCAGUUUAAUGAUCAAACGCACAUUGAGCAAGGAGCCGACAGGGGAGACUUGAGCACAUCUCAGGUACAGGGGGACGAUGCAGCUUGGUGCGAGGGCGCCGCCGGAAAGCUUGCUUGGGCAGCAGUGAUACGAAGAACAAGGACCUCGUUUCUUUUCUUUUUUUUUUUUUGUUUUCCGUAUGCGUUUCUCUCUCAGUUCGGUCUGAACUCAUUCUCAAUAUCCAUCCAACUGUGGCGGAGCUGCCUUUGCUUCUGUUAACGAUCGCCCCCUCGCUACUUCCUCAAGUUUGGAAUAUACAAUAGAGGCGCACGUUUUUGUGGUUUUGUCUAAAACUCCGUCUGAGAUGAAGGCGAAAAAAGGUGUGUUACUAUUGUCUGGUAGUGAGACAGAUGAUGAUGACAGUAUGGAUGUUCCACUUGACCUGUCAUCUACAGGCAGUGGGAAGAGGAAGAGGCGGGGAAAUUUACCAAAAGAAUCUGUCCAGAUUCUCAGAGACUGGCUAUAUGAGCACCGUUAUAAUGCCUAUCCAUCUGAACAGGAGAAGGUACUUCUGUCCAGACAGACAAAUUUGUCAACAUUGCAGGUCUGUAACUGGUUCAUCAAUGCUCGUCGGAGACUUCUGCCAGAUAUGUUGCGAAAAGAUGGCAAAGACCCUAACCAGUUCACCAUCUCAAGAAGAGGAAGUAAAAUUUCAGAGACUAGUCCACUGGAUGGUUCCACAGUUUCUAAACCAUUCCUUUCAGAGAGUGUGGAUGAAGGGACAUUCCAUCCCUGUAACUUUGGACCAGAUUAUGCCAAGAAGCCCCUUUCACCAAAAACUCCCUCUCCAGGCCCUGUUCUUCCUAGACCUUCUGUAAUUUGCCACACUACAAUUACUGCACUGCAGGACAGCCCUCUGCAUUACUGCCGUUCCAACAGCAUGGAUGAAACAACAGAUCUAAAUUGCACAACCGCUCCUGACCUUUUUAAAUGCCACAGGCAAGCAGAUUCAGAAGGUACUCCAAGCCCUCAAAGUGGGCUUUUCAACACUCCUCCCCCAACUCCACCAGACCUCACGCAGGACUUUAGUGGAUUUCAGCUUUUGGUGGAUGUUGCACUGAAACGCGCUGCAGAGAUGGAAAUGCAGGCAAAACAACUAGUGUCUUAAAAAUACUGGAAUUUCAAAAGAGACUGUGGAAGAAAAGAAAAACAAACUGUUGUAUACAAAAUUUAUUUUUUGGUUGGUGUCAUGGAUGAUGUAUACAUUUCAUGGAUUACAGCGCCUUGUUUAUUUUUGCACAUGGGACCAAGAACAAGGCCACUUAUAAAGUUUGUCUGGAUAGACUUUCUUUUUUUUAUACAAAUAAGGGAUGUUAUGGCUACUGUAGAUUAAAAAAAAAAAAAAAAAAAAAAACUUCUUUAUGUUUCUUACUAAAUAGAGUAUAAAUGGGGGCUCCUAAUUUACAGUUUUUUGGCUAUGUAUAUGUAUAUAAAUAUUUAUAUACAUAUAUUUUGGUACUGAUCUGCAUUUACUUUAAAUAGUCUGUUUGCACAAAAGAGGACCACAGUAAGGAUACCUACAUGUCUUAGUUUUUAUUUUAUUUUUUUCCUCUCGGUUAAAGACAACUUUAAUCACUACUGUAGUUUACUGUUAGAAUAAGUUUUGUUUAAUUUUCACUUUCUUAAUGUGAAAAGUUUUUUUACACACCUAUUUAUUGCUUUUUUCCAAAAAAUCACUUUAGCCAUGCAUGUAGCAAUUUCUAUACCUGUUUAUUUACUGAAGCUCUGUACAGCUUGCAAGUGGAAUUGUCUGUGCUAGCGGUAAAAUAUUACCUGGUAGGUGCCUUGCUCAUUGAGCUUUCGGGCUGUACUCUGUGCUGCUAACCAUACGCUGUGAAGAUAACACUACAGAAUGAUGGCGUGCACUAGAGCUGGAAGUGUUUGUAGCCCAUUUCAUUUUUUUUUUCUUUCAUGUCCUCAAUGGGGGGAAAAAUACCAGCAAAUACUUAACAUUAGGACCUAAAAUAGAUCCCUAUAUAUGUUUAUAUGCUGUAAUACAUACAUAUAAAAGUACAUAUAUGCACUGUAUGCGUGUAUGUAUGUAAAUUUAUAUAUAAAAAGUAAAUGUGAGAAGAUACCUGAUGAUGUGAGUUCUUACUCUCCUGCUGUGCAAUUGGAGUGGCAAACAAUGAAAACAUGUUGUUUGUUUAAAUAAAGUUUCAUUUUGUACAAAUA
Erpetoichthys calabaricus (reedfish) is the source of this 2275-nucleotide messenger RNA. It is a transcript of the gene tgif1, whose product is annotated as TGFB-induced factor homeobox 1. NCBI's taxonomy places the organism in Eukaryota, Metazoa, Chordata, Cladistia, Polypteriformes, Polypteridae. Gene Ontology annotation, biological process: regulation of transcription by RNA polymerase II. Gene Ontology annotation, molecular function: DNA-binding transcription factor activity, RNA polymerase II-specific; RNA polymerase II cis-regulatory region sequence-specific DNA binding. The record is from RefSeq and is a predicted model, not a curated record. The transcript has 3 exons. The coding region runs from base 405 to 1208 and encodes 267 amino acids.